CCAUAUAUAAGGCAUGACCCUGGGAAUUUAGAAGUUAUUAGUAAAGUCACAAGUUAUGAGAAGAGCAGUAGUUAUACCCGCAGUUGCAGUGGCACUUUUGGCCCUAUUUGCCAGCAGUGUCCAGGCCGGUUCAAGACCCAUAUCGGAUUGUGCCGAGCGCAUUCUGGAUGAUGGUUAUCCUGUGGAGACCCAUCAGGUUACCACCGAUGACAGUUAUAUUUUGACCGUUCACCGCAUACCCUUCUCACCUAAAUUGAAUAAUGCUGGUGUGAAGAAGCCAGUUGUAUUCCUUAUGCAUGGCAUGUUGAGCUCCUCCGUCGAUUGGGUAUUGAUGGGUCCUGGCAAGGCUUUGGCAUAUAUACUCUCCGAUGCCGGCUAUGAUGUUUGGAUGGGCAAUGCUCGUGGCAAUACCUACUCGAAGAAACACAAGGUUUGGCCCACCUAUUGGCAGGUAUUUUGGAAUUUCAGCUGGCAUGAAAUUGGCCUUUAUGAUGUGCCCAACAUGAUUGAUUAUGUUCUGAGAAAUACCGGAGAAGAGAAGUUGCAAUAUGUGGGCCAUUCUCAAGGUACCACUGUGUUCUUUGUCAUGAUGUCCGAAAAACCAAAAUAUAAUGACAAGAUCAAGUCGGCCCAUCUUUUGGGUCCUGCUGCCUACAUGGGUAACAUGAAGAGUCCUCUGACACGGGCCUUUGCUCCCAUUUUGGGUCAACCCAAUGCCAUUGUUGAGGUUGCCGGUUCCAUGGAAUUUAUGCCCAGCAAUAAAUUCAAACAGGAUUUGGGUAUUGAAAUGUGUCAGGCCACAUCUCCCUAUGCUGAAAUGUGUGCCAAUGAGAUAUUCCUAAUUGGAGGUUACGAUUCGGAACAAUUGGAUUAUGAACUUUUGCCCCACAUCAAGGCCACCUCUCCCGCAGGAGCCUCCGUCAAUCAAAAUAUCCACUUCUGUCAAUUGCACAACUCCAAGGAAUUCCGCAAAUUCGAUUACAGUGUUCUGCGCAAUCCCUUGGAAUAUAACGGUGCUCUCCUCCCACCAGACUAUAAGUUGUCGAAUGUCAAGGCACCUGUCAUGUUGUACUACGGUUCCAACGAUUGGAUGUGCGAUGUAUCCGAUGUCCUGAAGCUACGCGAUCAAUUGCCCAACAUGAAAUUGGAUUAUUUGGUGCCAUUCAAAAAAUGGGCUCAUUUGGACUUUAUUUGGGGUACUGAAGCCAAGAAAUAUGUCUACGAUAAGGUAUUGGAACAAAUGAAAUUGUAUGAAAAGUAAAUUUCGAAAAA
Musca domestica (house fly) is the source of this 1272-nucleotide messenger RNA. RefSeq names its product lipase 3. The record is from RefSeq and is a predicted model, not a curated record. Lineage: Eukaryota; Metazoa; Arthropoda; Insecta; Diptera; Muscidae. The transcript has 3 exons. The coding region runs from base 56 to 1261 and encodes 401 amino acids. Gene Ontology annotation, molecular function: hydrolase activity, acting on ester bonds. Gene Ontology annotation, biological process: lipid metabolic process.